UGUCAAAGUGACAGAUGAUAGUGUGCGACAUAUUUUUACGCUAUCAUCCAUGGUUAAGCAACGAUUGUAAUAAAGUUAAGCGACAAAAUUCGUUCAGUUCAUUUCCUUAUCGCCACUUAAGGGAAAAGAGCGAUAGGCGUGUGACCUCAUGAGCGGGUAUUAUUCGCAGAAGGACUUGCUGAUUGAUGCACUCUGUACACGCAAAACUCCCAUCCGCCCACUUUCACCCCUUCCGAUUUGGAAUGUUCAUAUUGGGGAGUCUCGCUGUUUCGAAUCAUCCCUGCUUACCGUUUUGGGGUUAACUGAUUUUAUCUUGAUAAACGUGUCGAUCUACUUUCACGAUGUCACAUUACGAUUUUACACAUUUUAUUGAUGUUUCUUGCGUUGAACGUUGUAUCAAAGGGUAGUUGGUUACGAACUGAAGUGAUUAUCGUCGUGGCGGAGACAACGAAGAAGCAAGUGGAAUAAGAAAAUGAAAGGUUGAUCGUCGGAGCGUAGGAGAGGAGAUAAUUAAUGGGUCGACAACGGGGCGGGUAAAUUUGCAAAGCCAUUUCAAGUUUCUUCGAGCUCCUUCAACUUUCUUCGAGUUCCAGCGAUUCGCUCGUCGUCGUUUGAUAGUUUACUGUAGGUGAUUGAAUUCUUCGGACGAUUUGUAAUCGCAUCGGUAAACUUUGUACAUUUAACGCCAACCUCACCUGACGGGGUGCUCCCGUGUUCAUCGAGUGGCUCACGAAAGCCGGGUAUCGUUUCAGCCCUUCUAUCGACCACGCGAACGUCCUUCGCGCGUUCCGAAUAUUCGCUGGUACUCGCAACUUCGACAAGCGUAUAAACGACCCUCGAAAAAUUCCCAUCGAUCUCACGUCAUUGUAAAAACAUUUAGGAGGAGUUCAGAUGAUAGAGAACAAAAAGGAAAACGAUUUACGCGAUAUAUUGGUGUACAACAUUGAUGAAUAUUGGAUGCACACGAAUGAAUGAAAAAUUAACAAAUUUCACGCAGAUCGAUUCCAAUGGAGCAAGAAGGAAGCAAAAUGGUCCCAGAGUAGGGUCGGCCAUGCUUCAGUCGAUAUUGAAGUAAAUUGGUAGAAUUGUCGGCUGCCGCAAGGAGCAACACUGAUUACCUCGGCCGCUCGUUAAGUACUGUAACAAUACUAACCCCCACCACAUCCCAUACGACUCUCCCCUCUCGUGUCACUUUUCCGAGGGUGAUAGAUCCGUUGGCCAAUCCUGUCGCCUCCAUCCCCACCGUUUACCCUGCAUUUUACGUCUUCUUCUCACCCCGGCUCGACUGCGACGGAUUAUAAAACGGCAAGUGACGAUAAGCCAGAAUGAGAAGGAGAAUACACCGAAUGGUUGUCUCUGCCUCUCUAGAGCACCGCGGACAAGGAAGGAGUCAGUGUGACACGUUCAGUGUAGAAGAGAAAGAGAGAGCGUACAUUUGAAUGGUAAAAGCGAGGACAUGGUGUAAAGAAGACGCAAAAGGAGAAGAAGGCGUAGAAGAUGAGAGCAAGAAAGAAAGUAACGCAAAGGGUCUCUAUCAUGCAACCGUUCUCAACCGGCAGUACAAUGGCGACCGAAACACCGACCAGUCUUCCGCCAGAGAGGGUUACUUCACCCGCGCCCUGCAAGAACUUGACCUUCUCCAUCGCUAAAAUCAUGGAACCGGACAAACGUCUUACCGAGCAGAGCAAUAAUCAACAAACGACACCGCCGCAACCUCCACCGCCUAGCAUUCCUUCGUUAACUUAUUCCGCGCAUUUGGAAUCGGCCUUCAAGAAAUACGUGCCAACGUUGAGGCAUCAGAAUCUCUUGCAACCCUAUUCUCUUCUCUAUUAUCAUCCGAAUUCGUUGUUGAGUGCCUUUCCAGCACCACCGCCCACUACACCCACCGUUCCACAGAAUUCACCACCACCAACCACCAUUCAAAAAGCUUUCUCGAAAAUGAGCUUAACAGCGAUUUCAGCCGAGAGCCAACGCGAGAAGAAGAGUCCCGGACCACGGAACAACGAACUCAACACGACGAACAAACAGAAAACGUUCACCUGUCCCGAAUGUGGGAAGGUGUUCAACGCACAUUAUAAUCUGACCAGACACAUGCCAGUUCACACGGGAGCUCGACCGUUCGUCUGCAAGAUCUGUGGCAAGGGCUUUCGCCAGGCGAGCACCCUGUGCAGGCACAAGAUCAUCCACACAGCGGAGAAGCCGCACAAAUGUCCGACAUGCGGCAAAGCUUUUAACCGAAGCUCGACACUGAACACCCACAGACGCAUCCACGCCAAUUACAAGCCGUUCGUCUGCGAGUACUGCGGCAAGGGGUUCCAUCAAAAGGGGAACUACAAGAAUCACAAGUUGACGCACAGUGGCGAAAAGGCCUAUAAGUGCAACAUCUGCAACAAGGCGUUCCAUCAGAUCUACAAUCUGACCUUUCACAUGCAUACUCACAACGACAAGAAGCCGUUUUCUUGCAAGAUCUGCGGCAAAGGAUUCUGUAGGAAUUUCGAUUUGAAAAAACACAUGAGAAAAUUACACGAUACCGGAUCACCUGUAUUAAAUAGCCUAGGUACUUCAUCGCAAAGUCACAAUCAACAGUCUGGUUACGCGUCGGUACAGCACGGAGCCGGUGGCCAUUCGUUCGUCAAUCCUUUCUUGCUACCACCGCCUGGUACGACGAGUUAUCUCAGCAAAAUGUUGUGACAAGGCGACGGUAUUAAUUACCCGAGGAAGACACAGUGUCCUUUGAUCCUCGGAGCACCCUGUUACACGGGGGACAUCGGCCAGUUGACGCAACCCUCGAAAUGAAGAGACCUCCAUGAGGAAGAUGUCGAUGAUGAAAACACGCAUAUAGAGGGUGAAACUGGAAAUAGACGAAUACAAAUCGUCAGGUACUCACGAUGAAAGUAAGUUAUUUCCAAUACGGAGGCUAAGAAGAGAUACCAAAGACGCGGCAGAGACUUCGACAAAUGGGGAACGUGUACGUACG
Messenger RNA from Bombus huntii, 2977 nucleotides. Its product is annotated as fez family zinc finger protein 2-like. Gene Ontology annotation, cellular component: nucleus. The transcript is spliced from 2 exons. Lineage: Eukaryota; Metazoa; Arthropoda; Insecta; Hymenoptera; Apidae. Gene Ontology annotation, molecular function: DNA-binding transcription activator activity, RNA polymerase II-specific; RNA polymerase II cis-regulatory region sequence-specific DNA binding. Gene Ontology annotation, biological process: regulation of transcription by RNA polymerase II. Bases 1498 to 2691 code for a protein of 397 amino acids. The record is from RefSeq and is a predicted model, not a curated record.